This is a messenger RNA of Hipposideros armiger (great roundleaf bat), 2978 nucleotides long. It is a transcript of the gene ARHGAP1, whose product is annotated as Rho GTPase activating protein 1. Lineage: Eukaryota; Metazoa; Chordata; Mammalia; Chiroptera; Hipposideridae. The transcript is spliced from 13 exons. Gene Ontology annotation, molecular function: GTPase activator activity. Gene Ontology annotation, biological process: small GTPase-mediated signal transduction; negative regulation of endocytic recycling. The record is from RefSeq and is a predicted model, not a curated record. The coding region runs from base 142 to 1449 and encodes 435 amino acids. Gene Ontology annotation, cellular component: cytoplasm.
GUUGGGGAGAGAGGCGAGAGGGAGGGGGCGGUGCCCAUUCUACAGCGGAGCCGGAUGUUUGCCGAGCUUUGACAGGCGUGGCAGAGGGAGCAGCGCCGGACCACGGUUUCUCUUUAGGUUCUGUGGGAGACAGGCUUGACCAUGGACCCGCUUUCAGAGCUGCAGGAUGACCUGACCUUGGAUGACAGCAGCCAGGCUCUGAACCAGCUGAAGCUAGCCUCCAUUGAUGAGAAGAACUGGCCCUCGGAUGAAAUGCCCGAAUUUCCCAAGUCAGAUGACUCCAAAAGCAGCUCCCCAGAACCUGCCACACACCUGAAGUGGGAUGACCCUUAUUACGACAUCGCCCGGCACCAGAUUGUGGAAGUGGCAGGAGAUGACAAGUAUGGGCGGAAGAUCAUUGUGUUUAGCGCCUGCCGAAUGCCCCCGAGCCACCAGCUGGACCACAGCAAGCUCCUGGGGUACCUGAAGCACACGCUGGACCAGUACGUGGAGAGCGACUACACGCUGCUCUACCUGCACCAUGGCCUGACCAGCGACAACAAGCCGUCCCUCAGCUGGCUCCGGGAUGCCUACCGGGAGUUUGACCGCAAGUACAAGAAGAACAUCAAGGCCCUGUACAUCGUGCACCCCACCAUGUUCAUCAAGACCCUGCUCAUCCUCUUCAAGCCCAUCAUUAGCUUCAAGUUUGGGCAGAAGAUCUUCUAUGUGAAUUACCUGAGUGAGCUGAGCGAGCAUGUGAAGCUGGAGCAACUGGGGAUCCCUCACCAAGUGCUUAGGUAUGACGACUUCCUGAAGUCCACUCAGAAGAGCCCUGCAACAGCCCCCAAGCCCAUGCCACCACGGCCGCCUCUGCCCAACCAGCAGUUUGGGGUCUCACUACAGCACCUCCAGGAGAAGAACCCAGAGCAGGAGCCCAUUCCACUAGUGCUCCGCGAGACCAUCGCCUACCUGCAGGCCCAGGCUCUCACCACCGAGGGGCUUUUCCGGAGGUCCGCCAACACCCAAAUUGUACGGGAAGUGCAGCACAAGUACAACAUGGGGCUGCCUGUGGACUUCAACCAGUACGACACGCACCUGCCAGCGGUCAUCCUCAAGACCUUCCUCCGGGAGCUUCCAGAGCCCCUGCUCACCUUUGACCUCUACCCCCACGUUGUGGGCUUCCUCAACAUCGAUGAGAGCCAGAGAGUGGAGGUGACGCUGCAGGUCCUCCAGACGCUGCCUCAGGAGAACUACCAGGUGCUUCGUUUCCUCACUGCCUUCCUGGUGCAGGUGUCUGCCCACUGUGACCAGAACAAGAUGACCAACACUAACCUGGCUGUCGUCUUCGGCCCUAAUCUGCUGUGGGCCAAAGAUGCUGCCAUCACUCUCAAGGCCAUUAAUCCCAUCAACACCUUCACCAAGUUCCUCCUGGAUCAUCAAGGGGAGUUGUUCCCUAGCCCUGACUCCUAGGGGCUCUGAGCCCGGCCCCGGCCCCACCAGCCCCCUUCUCUGAUAGCCCCCGUUUGGACUCUUCCUCCUGGCGUCAGCCUUAUAGGAGCCCAGGGCUCCUGCCCUGGAAGGGCUCCUGAGGCCCUGGGACACGGAAGCAGGAGCCAGCCAACUGGGCAGCUUCUCCGCCCCUUCUGUCCAGCCCAGCUCAGCGGCCUGGAGGCCUCGCUGUUACCAUGAGACGUUUUUCUUCGCCUUAUAUUCUCACUGCCUCCUUGGAUCCCUGGUUCCUGUGGGGCUCUGCAGAGCUGGCCUUGGCUCUUCCAGCGGGAGGACUGGCCCCAGCAAUCCCUGUCCUGCUUUCUCCUGCCUCUUUCCCUGGCAACUGCAGGUGCCAAAAUCACUGCCAGAUGGGCUGGUAUAAUAGCUGGGGCCGGUCCGCCGCCUCCUGGUUGCUGGGGAGUGAAAGGGAAGGGCUGAGCUGCCCUAGGCCUGCCCUGCGGAGACUCCUUCCUGGCUGGAUGAAGGCCUGGUUGCCAGCACCCUGCUCCUGUCCUCCCCUCCGUGGGCUCAGCCUUGGGUAUUUCCACAGCUAAGGAAUGACAGGCUGGUCUGCCUCCUGGUUCUGCCUCCUCCUCUUGCACACGUCCUGGUCAGCCUUUCCCAAGUGGUACUGCCCCAGGGUGUUCUAACCUCCUGGUUCUUCCAGGACUGGCAGCUUGGAUGACAUGGCUGAGUCCCAGCAUCCAUUCGACAUGGACACCCCCACUCCCUGCCCCCAAGAGGCCCCUAGUGUCUGGUUGGACCAUGAUAAGCAGUCAGCCUCCAUCCUAGGCCUAAGGUUCUUGCGCACAUGUCUGUUGCAGAGUCACACUGGUCCCUGCUCUGGCCAGAGGUGACUCUGCCUCAGGAACUGUGGUGGCUCCUUCCUCCUGCUGGGGACUCCUGGACGGACUGGGCAGAGAUUUUGCUAGUUACUUGGCCUCUACCAUCGAGUUCCAGCAACCUCCCCGAGGGAGCCCAGGGCCCCAGAAAACAGACCCCAGUGAUGGCUGUCCCUCAUUCCAGCUGUGCGCUUUAGAAUUACACUCCUUCCUGGUGAACCCUGGGGACCCCCCCUUUCCUGAAGCCUUGGCCCGUGCCUGUACUGUGGAGGUCCUCACUGAGCAGCCCAGCUCCACCUGGGAGCCGGGUGGGGCCUGUGCCCUGACCUCACUGGACUCUCCCCCCAGGGCACUGGCCUGUUAGGACUGGUGUGGCUGCUGCUUCUGUCAGUCCCUGUGUCUGUAGCUUGGGCCCAGACCUCUGCUUUCUGUCCUCUGUAUAUCAGGUGUUGUUCACAGCCCCAUUUACUGGGGAGCCUGUGGAUCUAUUUGGUCUUUCCCCGGUCCCCUGCCCCACUGGUAUGUACCUGCGGGGGGACGGUGGGGGGGAGGGCUUGUACUGUGAAUCAAGUGUUCACAUUCACACUUAAUGACUUCCUUGGCACCAAUCAUGUAUUUUACCUUUGCACUUUUUGUAUUUCAAUAAAAACGGAGAUGGAAACUGCC